AUGCAACUCAGCGGGGACUUAGGCAUUCCCUUUCUCGGUUAUUCUGGUUAUUUUACACGGGGCCAACCCCUUGGCCGUCCCGCGGGAGCGCCCGGGCCCCAUAUCCUGCAACCCGAGACGUCGGUGUCCACUGCGAGAUACCGCCUUAUCUUAACUGCGCCCCCCCCCCCCCUUCGCCGCCCCUCCUGCGCCAAAACUGACCCCACGGUGCCACCGGGAUAUCGAAUGGGCGAUUUCGGAUUCGUAUGCAAUUUGCCCCCGACUCCGGCGAGAGAAACUUACGAGCCGCCCUUUCCCAACAGGGCGAGGCCCCCGGAAAGGGCUCAAAGUCGCAAGGUGGGAUUUGUUGGACGGAGACGUUAUUCAAUAUUAUUUCUCGGCGCGUCACGGCGGUACGUGCGCCGCGAUUUAUUAGUCAUUAACGAGAUUACGGCGUGGGGAGAUGCGUCGGCCGAACGCUGCGGCAGCCUCGCGUGCCUUCGGAAGUUUUACCGAUAUCCCUCCAUCAACGUGGUCUUGUCGCUAACUCGUAAAGUCCCGGAUUGGGGCGUGACUGUUCAAAAUCAGUGUCUAUGUGUUACC
Molecule: messenger RNA, 582 nt
Organism: Iphiclides podalirius (scarce swallowtail)
Lineage: Eukaryota; Metazoa; Arthropoda; Insecta; Lepidoptera; Papilionidae
Source: the annotation of a GenBank genome assembly